Messenger RNA from Trichoplax adhaerens, 579 nucleotides. RefSeq lists its product as uncharacterized. The transcript is spliced from 8 exons. Gene Ontology annotation, cellular component: cytosol. Lineage: Eukaryota; Metazoa; Placozoa; Uniplacotomia; Trichoplacea; Trichoplacidae. The record is from RefSeq and is a predicted model, not a curated record. Gene Ontology annotation, molecular function: glyoxylate reductase (NADPH) activity; hydroxypyruvate reductase (NADH) activity; NAD binding. The annotation marks the transcript as partial.
AGUGGAGUAUGGGGACCAUUUAAUAUGAUGUGGUUAUGUGGUACUCAACUAAAUGGAAGGACUGUUGGAAUUGUUGGCUUGGGAAAGAUAGGCUUGGCUGUCGUGGAACGUUUAAUUCCAUUUGGUGUCGGCCGAAUAAUCUACAGUGGGCAUUCCGAAAAGUCAGAAGCGGCUAAAUUUAAUGGCACUUUCGUCGACUUUACUUCAUUACUACAACAAUCUGAUAUCGUAAUCAUCUGCUGUGCCCUGACACCGCAAACGAAAAGUCUUUUUGAUCAAGCUGCCUUCUCCCAAAUGAAAAAGAAUGCAAUUAUGAUAAACAUUAGCAGAGGACCAGUCGUCAACCAAGAUGAUUUGUAUGCUGCUCUAACCACCGGACAAAUUCAGGCUGCUGGACUAGAUGUCACUACUCCAGAACCGAUUCCUACUGAUCACCCGUUAAUGGGGCUUAAAAAUUGUGUAAUCUUUCCACACAUUGGAAGUGCAACAACUGAUACUAGGACUGAAAUGAUUAUGCGGACAUUCUACAACUUAGAAGCUGGUCUAACUGGCGAACGUCUUCCUUUUUCUGUCUACUAA